Molecule: messenger RNA, 5244 nt
Organism: Peronospora matthiolae
Lineage: Eukaryota; Oomycota; Peronosporomycetes; Peronosporales; Peronosporaceae
Source: the annotation of a GenBank genome assembly
AUGGACGAAAAGGUCCCUGCGUCGUUGACGUUGCUGAGUAUGGACGCUCAAGCGGUGCAUCUUCCUGAGCCAGAGCCCCAGCUCGAUGUGUUGAGCAUCAUGGACGACCUGGACAAGAGCGAGAGCAAGGAGGAGGAGGUAAAGACGACAAGCAGACGAACGAGUUUCGAGGUGAACGAGGUGGAGACGAGGACGAACGAGGUGGGAGAGAAAGGCAUGGACGUGGUAAAUGCAGAAGCCGAGCGAAGCUAUGGAGGAGUGAAAGAAGAGGGAGAAGAAAAGGCUGUUUGGGAUGAGACUGUGGUAGACGAGCAGGAGAAGGAGAUGCACGAGCUGGGGAUGAAGGUAAACGAGCUGGAGAAGGUCGGAGCUACUGUUGGUGCUGUCACUAUUACUUCUACUGAUUCUGCAGCUGCCAGUGCUACUACCGCCGCUCCUGUUCCUGCUUGCACUGCAGCUGCUGCUCUUGUAAACGACCAAGUGAGGCGUCCGUCUUUGGAGCGGAAGUCCCUUGUCACAAUUCGAGCCUCGGGGACGCGCGCCGUAGGAUCUCUUUUUUCGAGGUUCAAAGGGGGACGAACAAAGAAGUCGGCAGAGCCGUCGAGUCCAUCUAUUUUGGAGACGGCAGCGCAGGUACUGGAAGUGCCAAAGGAAGCGGGUGGGGAUGAUUCUACGCCAAUGACGACGAAGAGGGAGUUGGAUGGGAAGCAAGAGCAAAGCUCUGACGUAGUUAGUGGUGGCGAGAAGAAAGAUGAUUUUUCGAAACUAGCUGUGGCAGCUGAAAAGGAGAUAAAACAAGGGACUGUUGAAAGUCAUGAGGUGCCGAGGCACAAAGGUGUCGACGCAAACGAUGGAAACACGGACUUUUGCGUGCACGAGUCGAUGGUUGAUUUGGUAUGUUUGGAUGGUGAAGAGAUAAGUGAAAGCACGGAUGUUGUGUCUCGAGCUGGAAAGCUGUCGGACGUGACCAACUCGGCAUUUGCUUUAGGCAUUGUAGAAUCUGCGGAAAAGUUCGGUGGCACCACAUCAGGUCUUCUGCCAGGGGAAAUUGCUUUAUCAGGUACUGAGACACUGGGAGUGGAAAUAUUGAUUACGCCGGAGAUCACUGGUUCGGAUGAUGGGCAUGUUGUCAGUACCAAGUGUGAAGAUGAGUUUGUGUCCCCACUAGUGCGGAGUACUGCGAAUGAGACAACAGAUGCGACCGAAAGUAUUGCUACUGCUGAUAACGCUGAAUCUGUGUCGCAAAAUCGUGAAGCGCAAGCCGGAUUUGAUGUGCGGCCGGCGGACAUGCAACCACUACAAGCUGAAGCAAAGGUAUCUGGCAACAGUGGCACGUUGCCGGAUGAGGUUGCUAAUGGAAAUUUUACGAUUGAAGUGUCUGAGAAAUUAACAUAUUUUGACACACACAAGAAAGAGGACGCGUGUGUUGUCGAAGUCACUUCUGUCGAACCAUUGGUGGCUCAAAUAGCUGACACUGUGCCAAUGGACGAAAUCACACUAAGCGCGGCUGUAGCAACACACACUGAUGCAGCUGUUGUUUCCGUAGAGCCGGAGCUGGCUGAGAUUACUGCAUUGACUGAAAGUUCUCGUAGUAAAGCAUUGCUGACUAACGGCAUUGAGCUUUUGCAAGUUGUGGUCGCGCCGUCACCGCCUAAACUUUCUACACAAUUAGUUGCACCAGCAAAACCAAAACAAGUAUCGCCCGUCAAACGCCUUACCAGUCGUUUUGAAGGCAAGCGAGAACAGUCUCUCGACAGCUUGAAGUUUCGCACUGUACGUGGCUUUUUCCCUGACGAGCGCAGUGUCCAUGUGGGAGCGGAAAAAGAGAAGUAUGAAGCGCAUGCCCAGCAGCAGAAGCUAAAUGCGAAGGCAGAACAAGUCAUCAAGUCGAAGUACAAGACGGCGUCAGGAUCUAAAUCUUUCGAAAAAGAUCCUGUGCCGGGUGCAAUGUCUUUUGAAUUCGCAUCCGUCACUAUGGACAUGGAAAACGAAGCCGUGUUGAAUCGUACUUUUAGUGCCGAUUCCUGUGGUUUUAUGACACCCGACGCUACUGCAAGUCGAAAGAAGUUAUGUUUUGAUGACGCAAAUUCUGCAGUCAGUUCUUCUCCACAGUUAAGCGGUGAUACAGAAGAAGCCUUGACACCUGUAAAAAGCAUUGCAAGUCGUUUUGAAGGCAAACGCGAACAGUCACUCGACGCGUUGAAAUUUCGCACAGUUCGUGAAUUUUUCCCCGUAGAGCGGAGUGUUCACGUUGACUCGGAAAAACAAAAGUUGGAGGCCCAUGCGCAACUUAACAAGUCUCUUGACACUUUGAAGUUUCGCACUGUGCGAGAAUUUUUUCCCGAUGAAGGGAAGCGUAGUAUUCAUGUUGGUGCUGAGAAGGCAAAGUUUGAAGCACUGACGAGACCAAAGGGCGGUGUAACGAAAGCUGCCGAAACUGUCAAGCGGGGCAGCGCUGGCUGUACGCCUUCAUCGACAACUGUGACAUGUGAAGAGUCUAAGAUGGCGUUUAGUGCCGCGGCUUCUUCAGAGGCGAUUACGCAAGUACUGGACCAUGCUCACGACGAGACAGCAACGACUGGUGCCGCGAGUUGCUCAGAAAUGAAGAAAGAAAUAGCUGUGAAGUCGGCUGAGACAGGUGCUGAUGUUAUCGCAGCUACAGCCUUGAAGGAGGUCAGCGAUGUAUCGGUCUCCGUAGAGGAAGUUUCAGUCGAGGUGGAAGCAAAUGACAUCGUGGCCUGUCUUGAUACUGAAGGCGAUGGUGUCAAUAAGGAGGAAACGCAUUCUAGUUUUGGUGAGCUGCCUUAUGUGAAAGAGUGUAAGGCUGCUGCGGCGGUAAAAAUAGCUCAAGUUGGCAGCAAAGCUGUUGAAUUGCCAGUAAUCGUGGACAACGGACCUACAAGUACUCAAGGCAACAAGACUACUGUGGAUGCUGAUUGUCAGUACACUCUUUUAGCUACUGCCGAAAAUUUUUGUGCAGCUCAAAAUGGCCGCAAUAAGCUCGAUAAUGAGGAAACAGUUGAAGGAGCUCAAGAUUUUGGGCCAGAAAGAGUCACAGCAAGGGAUAAGGUGGAUGUCAAGGAAGCUUUUGUGGUUGAGUCGACAGCUUUGGACACGAUCGAUACUACCUGCAGCGUUGUUGAGCAGGCGAAUUCUGUGCAGACUAGUCUAGCCCAAGUGGUCAAAUCGAUGGCUACACAGAGCGAGUUGGUCGAGAAGAAGGUUGCACAGCACAAGGUGGUCGAGAAGAAAGUUGCACAGCGCGAGGCUGUCGAGAAGAAAGUCGCACAGCGCGAGGCUGUCGAGACGAAGGCUGCACGGAGCGAUGUGGUCGAGUUCGAUUGUACUGAAUCCGAGCAUAUUUAUCGGGAUGCGUCUGUUUCACCGGUCGGCCAGAUCGCUAUUAAUGGGGGUGAAGCUGGUGGAGAUCCUCGAGUCAUGUAUUUUAAAGUUGCUGCAAGUCUUGAGAAGGGACCGGUGCAGUCAGAACAGGAUCGUUCUGUUUGCGAAAUGCGAAAGGAAAUAAUUAACAGGGAAGUGAAGACGAGUUCUCAACCAAUGCUCACGACAGAGCGGUCGUUCGUGAUUGAGGAUGACCACACCAUUGACAUCGAGGAUACAGUUGUUGUAAAAGAACGGCCAAUGACAGAUGGUGAAGAAGAUUUUGAAGCCCUGUCGCAGUCGAGGGUCUCUCAAUCACAUGAGUCGUAUUCUGAUAUUACAUCAACAAAGACGACGGAAAGCUCGAUUUCGAAUACUGUGACGCAAACGUCUCCAAAGGUGACUCACGAAACGUCUGCGGGGCUAGUAGGAUCGGAUAGGUCGUCGCUUGGUGGACCCGUUGCUCCUGUUGUUGAGGGCUGUGCUUUUUUUGCUCCGUCACACAUAGCGAAAAAGGCAACGGAAGCAGAGGAUGGCACCGAAGCGCCACCGCACGUUACAAAGAAAAGCAUAGCAUCCAUGCGCAAGAGCACUGUCAGUGAGAACGGAUCAACAAAGGCCCCAAUUACCACUGCUACCGCGUCAGCGCCUCUGAAACGAGCGUCAUUCCCAGCACGCUUGGGUUCGCGUCAGGCGGUAAAUAAUUCGGGCUGGGUUAGGAAGGGUGGUUUUUCGAAUGAUUUAGCACCAAGGACUCAAUCGUCAAAACGUGUGGGUUUGGUUGGUUUCACUAGCGUCAUUAAGCCGGCAUCGCCUGUGCCGACAGUUUAUGGUGUAUCGAAACGUGUACUGACCGCGGCCACAACCGCUGCCCGUGAGACGAAAAACGGUGAGCGUUGUAAUGAUGUCGAUGUGCCAUUGCCCUCGAUCUCAGCCCGAACCAAAAGUGUCUCGAGUGUCAAAAGUAAUGCGCGAGACGGGAUUCAGACCGAUUCGGUUCGUGCAGUCACCCAUAAAACUAUCACGAGGGAGGCAUUUAUUGCUGCUGAGCGCCGAAAGAGCUUUGGAUCGGCUGGAGUGAGAUGCAUUGGAGAUGCAAAUAAUCGGCGCGUAUCCCUCACUGCUCGUGCAGCGAUCGGAGAACCGCCGGAGCCGUAUGUUCGGUCAGCACUUUCACGCAAGAAAUUGAACUCGACGGUUCCUCGCUAUAUGAAUUACGAGAACGCACCAGGGUAUGCUGAGCGUGCCCGCCAGCAGUACGAGCGACGCAAACGCCUAGAAGCGGAAAAUGCUGCGAGGUCUGAAAAGCGUCAGCGUGAGUUGCGCUCAUUCUUUGACGAUAAACAGCAGAAGUCGCUGAUGACGAGUGCCGAUAUCGUCCGCCGCGGCUUGGAGGCUCACGAAUUUGCAAAGAUGGUAAAAGAGGGCCAAAACACUAAAGAGAAGACUGCAAGGCCAGACAGACAAGGCGGUCGGGCUACACGAAGCCACUGUCGUGCUCCUUCAUCUACCUCAAGUGAAUGCACGUCGUCGUCUAAUGGUGCUUCCUCCCGUGCAUCGAAGAGGUCGUUCGUGCUUUGUGCUGCAGAGAAAGCCGUCAUUACAGUUGCCCCGGGGGCGACCAUAAUGACGGCUCAGGAAGUAGCUGAAUCAGUGGUCGUGAAAGAGGAGGUUGCCAAGUCGACGCUUGAAGAGGAAUAUACUGAGACGCAGGAGGCUGUCAUCAGCGGGGCUAAAGCCGACAAACAGACGCUUCAUUUUGCGGCUGUAGAUGAAGACUUGUCACCUAAGCACGUUGCUAGGACAAGCAAUGAUGACGAGACAAGAAGCGCCGAGGACAAGAACGGUUUGUCGAACGAGUAA